GAGCUCCAACCAUCGCAUCAGGAGGGACCAAAAAGGCUCAGACCCAGUUACCCGUCUGCAACAGAACCGGAUCAGUUGCCAGCCCCAAGCCAGACACAGACACCAGCCGGGGCCAGGCCUGAUGUGCGACCAAAAGAAUGGCCGAGGAGACAGAAGCAUCGGUCAGUCCAGCAGUCAGCACUCCGGACUUCACACAGAGAUGACGCCGUCUCAACCCAGCCGCCUACGCCAAACGCCAGAGCUGCAUGGACUCAGAACACGGUGUCGUCCUCCCUUUCGGACUCUCACCCCCAAAGCUCUUUGUCUUCUUCUUCUUGCUGGCGUUCUCAGAGUCACAGCCCUUCAGCAUCUCCGUGUUUCAGCUCGUUAUCCUUAUCUGCCACCGCUUCCCUCUCGCAAAUGUCUGAAGAAAUCACGAGGCCGGAGGAUUUUCUGCGUGCUUCUUCGGCGUCUCUGGGUAAUGUGGCAUCCUACGCUUCUUUACCUGGAAGUAGUGAAAGCUUACGAUCAGAGGAUACCAGCUCAGGCACAGCCCCGAAGUUACAAAAUCGGUCCACUCUUGGGGCUGCCUUUCCCUCGCCAGGAAGUCUCGCAUCUUCGACCGUUGCACGCCCGAGCCACUCGGAGGAAAAGUCCAGAAGAACCGUACAAAAAGUGUAUAAACUUCUUCAAUCUGUCAAAAUAGAGAGCUCUUUUUUCCGAUCCGCCUCCUACCUGGCAGUGGAGUGUGAUAUAGACGAUUACGCACUUCCGCACCAGAAGGAACUCCUCCAAACUGCGGUGCGAAUGUGUGUGGUGCGCAGCCAACGUUAUCCAAACUCCGCAGAACUUCUUGAUUGCAUCAUCGACUCUGGCUAUAAGAUAGAGAGGAUCGUUGGCGAUUUCAUACAACUGUGCAACGACCACCAAGGCUUCCAGAAUCUUCCAUAUUUCAAAAAGCUACUCUCAGCUCAGCAGAAUAGGCCUGAUUCCAAUAAAUCAGUUCAAGAACUUCCUGAACAAUCAGGGGAGCGAACUGGGAGGGGUGGGGCACUUCAAAACAAUACAAAACGGUCAGGGAACAAUUCUGCUGAAGCCCCGGACGUCGUUGACAAUGAACACCAACCUGGGUCUUUAAUCAAUCGCCCGACUGAGGUCAAAGUUCAACCUUCUGGCCCGGCUGGUAGAGCCUCGAUAACGGAACCGCAGAACCAUCCGCGUCAUGUCCAGGAGCUGAGGGGGACAGUAGUAGAAGCAAACCCAGCGGCUUCAGCGAGGGGUUCAACUGCGUCAGGUUCAACAAGAGGACAUAGCAGUAGCGCGUCCGUGGAUUCAGCGGGGAAACCCCAACAGGUCAGGGGAAUUCCCGAUGACGUCAAGAGAAAUUCUAAUGACGUCAGGGCAGAGAGUACGGUUGACGCAGCAGAGACAUCAAGAAAAGAAAAUCAUGCGGAGGCCGGCAAUGAGGAAGACAGUAGAAACAAAGGAGCAUCAGCACCCACUGCGGGAAGGGAAACUGGAAGUGGAAACAGUCCAGCCGGAGCACCUUCCUCGCAGCAUACCCCAGCAGCGAGGGAGGGGGAGGGGGCGAGGGAGAGGGAGGGGGAGGGGGCGAGGGAGAGGGAGAGGGCGAGGGCCCGCGGGAGUCUGAAGGAUGUGGUGUCGCGAGAACAUGGCUACCUCCGGGGCCGCAUGACGUGUGCCGUGUGCACGGAGAGACAUGCAGAGACGACUUUCCUGCCGUGUGGACAUUUCGCCGUCUGCAGCUCAUGCAGCACAUCCUGCAACAAUUGUCCCGUCUGUCAUAAAAAAGUGCUGGCAGAGGUUAAGACAUUCUUGACCUGAUUUGUAUCAUGAAAUGUUUAUCAUUUGAGUAGAUGGCAUUCAUGC
Molecule: messenger RNA, 1869 nt
Organism: Aplysia californica (California sea hare)
Lineage: Eukaryota; Metazoa; Mollusca; Gastropoda; Aplysiida; Aplysiidae
Source: RefSeq, a predicted model, not a curated record